AACAUAGAGAUGAGGAUAAAAGAGACAAAUAAGGAAAGAUUGGUCAUUGUACAUAGUGAUAGAAAGAAGGAAUGGACGAUGGGAUUCGGUAUUAGUUUGAUUGGAUUGAUACCGUUCUUCUUGCACACGGAGGAUUGGUUCCUAUGGGUGGGCAAGUUUGUGUUCUGGAUGAUGUUCGCACUGAUAGGUCUACUCAAUUGUCGCGAUGAGUACACGAUCAGCUUUGACAAGGCCGACGGCAACGCGAUCAUAGCCUACCGCAACAUUAUCGACAUCAUCAGACGCGCAGUCGGCAACAAGAUCGUGCUGCCACUCGAGCGCUGCAGCCACGUGUUUGUCAAGGAGGAGGUGCACGAGAAGAAGAAGAUGCAUCGUGUGAUGCUGUACCUCGACGGCAUCAGCAUCCCGCUGACCGACACACUCUACUUCCACACGCAGUUCCCAGAGGAGUUGGCCAAGGGCAUCAACCAAUGGCUCAAGACCAAUCAAGUUGGCCGCAAGUUUGGUGCCAUCGGUGGUCAAGACGCAGACGAUGACGAUGACAACAAUGGUGCAGGCAGGACCCUGCCAGAUACACUAAAGAAGCGUGGAGUUGCAUCCGUCAAC
Acytostelium subglobosum LB1 is the source of this 606-nucleotide messenger RNA. RefSeq lists its product as hypothetical. The transcript has a single exon. NCBI's taxonomy places the organism in Eukaryota, Evosea, Eumycetozoa, Acytosteliales, Acytosteliaceae. The record is from RefSeq and is a predicted model, not a curated record. The annotation marks the transcript as partial.